CGCCCUAGAAGAACAAUAUUUUUGUUAUGAAUUCAAUGCGAAUCAAGUCAUCAGCUGUGUUAACAGCUUACAUUAAGCAUCGUCGAUAUCCAGCUUGAACUGAUUUUAUAUUAUACGGAGAUAUUGUCAACGACCAGUUUGGACUGUCACACUUUAACUGGGAAGUUGAUGACGUAAACUACCACAUUCUCAGGACUGGGUGCUAUCCUUUUGUUAAGUACCAUUGCACUAAAGCACCUCACACAGAUUUAGCAACUGAAAAUUUGUUUUAUGGUGUCCUUAAAGCAGUCAAUUUGGGCAUACCUCUUGUAAUAGUAUGGAUUGGCUGGGAUGAUGUUAGCUAAACACAAAGAAAAUAUUGUCAUCAAAGGAAAUAAUAUUGAGCUAAGGUUCUGGUACAAGGAGACUUGGUGAAACACUUCUAUUCAACCUUGAUUAUUUAUGCUUUAAUUGAUUUUCUAUUUUUUCUAUGAGAUAAUGCAUUUCAUCUUCAGAUUAAUGUCUGGUCAUUCAGUUAGUAAAGGCAGAGAUGGCCGAAAAGUCAUUGUAUUCUCAAAUAAGAUUUAAGUCACAAUGUUUAUAAACUCUUCUGCAACUAAAUCUCAUCAUUUGUGAAAAAUGGGUUAUUUCACCCUUAUCAGAUCUUAUAGAACAAACUGGUUUGACCUUGUCAGAAAUCAAAAUGAUUCAAGCAAAAGCCUCAGGAAAACUUUGUCCUAGGAUUUUUCAAGUCACCCCAUCCAUGAAAGAAGGGUUUGACUGGUCAUUUGGAUGUAGAAACCUUGAUGUACCUUUUGGAUGCCUAUUGAAAGAGGGUAAAGUGUUGGAAAUAUGGGGAGCUUCUGGAAGCGGUAAAACUCAAUUGUCACUUCAAAUGUGUUCUGCAAUUCCCCCAGAAUAUUGCUCUGCUUAUAUCAGUACUGAAGGUAGUAUAUCAACAUCUAGACUCUUUGAUAUCUGUAGUGCAAGGGGUAUGACUAGUGCUAACUGUGAUAUGCUGACAUGCACCACUGUUGAUAGCUUCUCUGAUUGUGUUCUUAGGCAACUCCCCCUUCUUUUGGCUACUAAGCCUGUGAAAUUAAUUGUAAUUGAUUCCAUUGCAGCUCCGUUUAGGGCCGGAGAAAUUGAAGGAGGUGGAGUGAGAAGGGCCCAAAAAAUUCGUUCCAUUGGUCAGCAGCUAAAAUACCUUUCCUCUAAAUACAAAUUACUGGUAGUGAUACUGAAUCAAGCAACUGACCAUCCCAUCAAGGGCACACAACCAGCAUUAGGUAUGACUUGGUCUUACUUGAUUAAUAGUCGUCUUAGAAUAGAGAAGCUGGGAUACGAUAAUAUGAUUGGUGCUCGGAGGGUUAGUGCUGACAAAGGCUCAUGUGUAAAAUCAGGAACUUUUGUCGACUGUACAAUUCAAAAAGAAGGCUUGUUAUAGAACUUGAAUAUUUGGCUGGGUUUUUUUAAUGGGUUGCAGUCUCUCACUGCAGUCUUUUCUUUUCUUGAAAAAAAUUGUCUUUUUUUGCAUAUUAAUUUAUUAACAUUUUAUAAAUAUAAAUCACUAUCACGUACAAAAUAUUUCUUUUCUAUUCGAAUUAUGAAGUAUUUAAACAAUUUAACUUAGUUUUGUGUUUUGAUGGAAUUUACAAUAUUUAAAAUUACUCUUUGUAGUG
Messenger RNA from Bolinopsis microptera, 1661 nucleotides. RefSeq names its product DNA repair protein XRCC3-like. Gene Ontology annotation, cellular component: replication fork; Rad51C-XRCC3 complex. Gene Ontology annotation, biological process: resolution of mitotic recombination intermediates; double-strand break repair via synthesis-dependent strand annealing; telomere maintenance via recombination. The record is from RefSeq and is a predicted model, not a curated record. Lineage: Eukaryota; Metazoa; Ctenophora; Tentaculata; Lobata; Bolinopsidae. The transcript has a single exon. Gene Ontology annotation, molecular function: ATP binding; four-way junction DNA binding; ATP-dependent DNA damage sensor activity. Bases 683 to 1426 code for a protein of 247 amino acids.